AUCUGAUCCAGUAAAGUAGACAGCGCGCGCACCACAAGUCCAUAUUCUCACUUUCGGAUACUUCACUAGUACUCACGCACCCUCCUCCGGUAAUUCAGCAUCUCCUGCAGAAGUAGGGCACCAUCCUCCCCUGACAAACCGACGGAGCGUGCAUUAAAAAACUCUCCGGCAGAGAGAGAUAAAGAUAAAAAACAAACACGGAAGAACCGCAUCCUCGCUGCGGGAGGCGAUGCCGUUUCCACACGGACGCAAGUCGAGCGCUCGGACCAUGGACAGCAGCUGCUGAGUGAAGGAUGCGACCAGGCAGAUAUUUCUGAGCUUGGAAAAGGGGAAACCCACUUCAUGUGACCUUCGGGACAUAAAUAUGCUCUGCGGAGACGCAGUCCAGGAGCUGCUAUGGAUGUAGGUCCAAGUAAAAGCAUCAGCACUUUUGACCCAACAUAUCAGGACAGUAUCCAAACACACAGAAGUAAGACCGAAGUCAAUACACAAAAAAAUAAACUUGCUUUACAAAAAUUCCCCUCAAACUUAUAACAACAAAACAUUUAUGCACAUUUUUCUAUAUAUCUGACUUUUUCCUUUUGGAGUAAACGAAAGCAUGAUCGUGGCGAAGUUAUGGGAUGUUUUAACCUGACCACAGGCGCUGCUGUUCCAUGUUAACACGUCGCACCUCUGAACCCACGGUGGUCCCUUUCCCGUUUCUCUGGACCCUCGUAAAUCCCCUCUCGGUCGCGCGCCUGCCAUGCGUGCACACACGGGACUCCUCUACCUGCUGGUGCACGUGCUGGCGAGAGCAAGAGGCCAGUACGACCUGUGCAAGUCUCUCGUGAGCACGGACGAAGGUUCCGUGUGGGAGCAUUAUGCGUGCCAACCCAAAGCCCAGGCCAUGAAGGAGUACAUGCGCAUCCGCGUCGAGCCGCCGGGCAUCACCUGCGGGAACCCACCGGAGAGAUUCUGCACCCUGGAGAAUCCAUAUCUCUGCAGUGAUGAAUGUGACGCAUCUAACCCUGACCUGGCUCACCCGCCGCAGCUGAUGCAGGACCGCGAGCGCAGCGGCCUCAUCACCUACUGGCAGACGGUCACGUGGCGGCGGUAUCCCGAGCCUCUUCAGGCCAACAUCAGCCUGUCCUGGAACAAAACCCUCGAACUCACCGACGACAUUCAGAUCACCUUCGAAUACGGCCGGCCCACCAUCAUGGUGCUGGAGAAGUCGCUGAAUUUCGGCCGCACGUGGCAGCCCUACCAGUACUACGCCGACGACUGCGUGGACUCGUUCAACAUGCCGGCGAGACGAGCGCGCGACCUGACCGUGGCCAACAUCACGCGCGUCAUCUGCACGGAGCAGUACUCGCGCUGGGUCGGGUCCAAGAACGAGAAGGUGGUGCGGUUCGAGGUGCAUUCCCGCUUCGCCAUUUUUGCCGGCCCGAGGCUGCUGAACAUGGAAGGCCUGUACACGCGGAUGGAGAGCAUGAAGGGUUUACGGGAUUUCUUCACGUUCACCAAUCUCAGGCUCCGCCUCCUCAAGCCCGCUCUCGGAGGAACGUACGUCCAGAGAGACAACCUGAUGAAAUACUUCUACGCCAUUUCUAACGUGGAGGUGCUGGCCAGGUGUAGAUGUAAUCUCCACGCAUCUCUGUGUUUGUAUGUGGACGGCAACUUACAGUGUCAAUGUGAACACAACACGACCGGACAGGACUGUCAGCGCUGCAAAAAAGGAUUCAAAGCCAAGACCUGGAAAUCAGGAUCCUAUAUACCAACACCCAACGGAUCCCCCAACACAUGUUCUCAGGCAUUGGCUGGUUCUUCUUCUGGUUCCAAUUGUGAAUGUAAUGGACACUCGAAUCGCUGCAGUUACAUCGACUUCCUGAACAUAGUGACGUGCGUGAGCUGCAAACACAACACUCGUGGUCAGAACUGCGAACACUGUCGCAUGGGCUUCUACAAAAACACCUCUGCAGAGCCCGACGACGAGAAUGUGUGUAUCGAGUGUAACUGUAAUACGAUGGGCUCAUUGCACGACCGCUGUAAUGGAACCGGUUUCUGUCAGUGUAAAGAAGGCACUAACGGAGUCAAAUGUGAUGAAUGUCUCCCCGGUUACUACUGGAAACAGGGUUGUUUUCCAAACGUGUGUGACGAUGAGUUACUCUUGUGUCAGAACGGGGGGACGUGCGUUCAGAAUCAGCGCUGUAGCUGUACGCUGGACUUUAAGGGUGUUUUGUGCCAACAGUCGCGCUGCGACGGAGGCAAAAAGUGCAACGGUGCCAGCGCACUCACGCUGAGCCUGGCACUUCUGCUCUGCCCGCUCCUCGCCACCCUGCUGGGCUCCGCCGCCUCCUGAGAGACCCCUGCUUCCCCACCAGCGGGCACCGAGAGGGCCAGAUGCUCAGCUUUGCCCUCUACAGGGUGCAGAACGCCCUGCAGGACAACAAGAACGAGAAACAAAGACUCUCGUAGAGCUGGAAAUCAACGGAACUCAAAAUGUGCGCCUCACAUAUACGCUGAGGACGAAUAAUACCAAAAACACACACACUACACACACACAAUCAACAAGAAGUGAGCUUCUUGCGCAAUAGCUGCGAAAUGUAAUACAAACCGCACUUCCUUCACUCUGAUUGGUCAGCGUAGGGGGCGUGUCCUCACAGUGAUCGGCGACUGUACGAUGUUUUCUGGAAAGGUCCAGCUUCAUGUUUUUUUUUACACUCCCUUGCUGCAGUUUUUAACAUUCAGAUGUAUGUAACGAGCACUCACUGCUAUUCGCUAAAAAGCAAAGAGUAUGAUAUUAUUGUGUUAUAUCAUGACUAUUAAGAUUUUAGGCACUGUACCGCUGGUUGUUAUAGGAAUGUUUGUCGCCACAGUUAGAGAUCAUUGAUAUUUACGAAGUAUUCAGGACACGAACACGCUAUCCAACUCGCAAGAGAAGAUAUCUAAUCAAAUGGAAUUAUUAUAAAUCCACAUUAUUUGACUAUUUUUGGUAGAGAAUAUUUUUGUUUUGGAUCUACAUAAGAGGCAGAAGUUUUAUUACACUGUAAACUUUACAGCACAUGUAUGAGAAUCUAUAAGGUAUGGUUUACAUUGUCAGGUAUUACCGAGGAUGAAUUUAAACACUUAAUGUACCAAGCAGAAUUUAUUAGAUGGCAAACUCUACUGAAAUGUAUGGGAUGGGGAUUAUUACACUUUAUGGUUAACAGAUUUACAAAACUAAAAAAAAACUGAAUGAAAUUUUAUGACACUGUAAAACUUACAGUAAAUGUGACUGUUACUUGGCCACGUUUCAGUUGUUUCUGUGUGGAUAAUUUCUUCUUCAUCACAUUUCAUAACAAUAACUUUUUUCCUGACAAUAAUUUUAAAAACAUAAAUUAAGCAUAGCCAAUUUAUAUGAAUUCUAAAACUCAGUCCUUUUGAACUUUAAAAAAAACAUGUUUGUGUUGUAAUUAAAGAAAUAUUACUAUAAAAGGGAAUAAAGGACUUUCAGGCAAAAAAGGACAGUAAUGGCAAAAUAACAGGAUGGAAAUAAAG
This is a messenger RNA of Sinocyclocheilus anshuiensis, 3516 nucleotides long. RefSeq names its product netrin g2b (gene ntng2b). The coding region runs from base 743 to 2338 and encodes 531 amino acids. The transcript has 8 exons. The record is from RefSeq and is a predicted model, not a curated record. Gene Ontology annotation, biological process: axonogenesis; tissue development; animal organ morphogenesis. Lineage: Eukaryota; Metazoa; Chordata; Actinopteri; Cypriniformes; Cyprinidae.